Triticum dicoccoides is the source of this 2142-nucleotide messenger RNA. RefSeq names its product dual-specificity RNA methyltransferase RlmN-like. The coding region runs from base 61 to 1275 and encodes 404 amino acids. The transcript is spliced from 8 exons. NCBI's taxonomy places the organism in Eukaryota, Viridiplantae, Streptophyta, Magnoliopsida, Poales, Poaceae. Gene Ontology annotation, molecular function: iron-sulfur cluster binding; RNA methyltransferase activity. The record is from RefSeq and is a predicted model, not a curated record. Gene Ontology annotation, biological process: tRNA methylation; rRNA base methylation.
UCAGAUAAGAGGGUCCAAAGGAAAAUCCCUCCGCGGAACCAUACCAAACCAACAAUUCCUAUGGCGGCGCUGCCUCUUCUCCGGUGGGGCGCCUCCUCCCUCCACGCCCACUUCUCCCCUGCCCCGCCGCGACGCCUCUUCUCCGCUCUCCGACAGCCCCCUGCCGCCGGCCGCUACGAGCCAGGCUCCAGGGUCAUGCUUAAGGGGAUGGACUACCCAGAGCUCGAGAAAUGGGAGCAGUCGCAAGGAUUCCGACCGGGACAGGCCAUGAUGCUGUGGAAAUGCCUCUACGGGAACAACGUCUGGGCGCAUUGCCACAACGAGCUGGCUGGCUUGAACAAGGACUUGAGGAAAAUGAUAAGUGAUCAUGCUGAUCUGAAGGCAUUAACUAUUAAAGACAUUAUUACUGCAUCAGAUGGAACCCGAAAGAUACUGUUCUCUCUUGAAGAUGCCUCAGUGAUUGAAACAGUUGUCAUUCCUAGCGCCAGGGGCCGGACAACGGUCUGUGUUUCAAGUCAAGUGGGCUGUGCCAUGAAUUGUCAGUUUUGCUUCACUGGGAGGAUGGGUUUGAGGAAGCAUUUGUCUACAGCUGAGAUAGUUGAGCAGGCUGUGUUUGCUCGUAAGCUAUUUUCAGAUGAAUUUGAUACUAUUACAAAUGUUGUAUUUAUGGGCAUGGGCGAGCCGUUGCACAAUGUAGAUAACGUAAUAAAAGCAUCAUCUAUAAUGGUUGAUGAGCAGGGUCUUCAGUUUAGUCCUCGCAAGGUUACUGUAUCCACAAGUGGUCUCGUUCCAGAGAUAAAACGCUUCCUCAACGAAUCCAAUUGUGAUCUGGCCGUGAGUCUUAAUGCAACAACUGAUGAGGUUAGGGAUUGGAUAAUGCCCAUUAACAGAAGGUACAAUCUUAGCAUGCUUCUUGGCACUUUAAGGGAGGAACUUCGUUUGAGACCUAAGUCCAUAGUGCUAUUUGAAUACGUCAUGCUUUCUGGGGUGAAUGGCAGCGUGGAUGAUGCAAAGAGGCUUACGGAGCUGGUUCACGGUAUUCCCUGCAAGAUCAACCUCAUCUCUUUCAAUCCCCAUAGUGGGUCGCAAUUCAAGCCGACGCCCGAUGAGAACAUUAUCGAGUUCCGGAACAUGUUAAUCCAAUCUGGUCUUACUGUAAUGGUGCGGCUAAGCAGAGGCGAUGACCAGAUGGCUGCCUGCGGGCAGCUAGGAGAGCCUGGUGACUAUCAGCUACCGCUGCUCCGUGUACCUGAGAAAUUUCAGGUCGCCUUAUGAUGCCAAGUACAUAGUACGUACUUGUACAGUAGUAAAACAGGUGGCCGGGAACAACCUGACAAAGACAAGGCAGUAAUAUGCGUGUAAUGAGGAUAAAACCACGGUCAAUCAUCUUGCUGAGCCAGCCUUACGACCGUCGAGCAUUUUCUGAAUUUUGAUGGCAAGUGCUGAACAGUUGAUCUGUGGUGAUUGUAACCCAUGUUCUGAUUAAUAUACAUCUCUCGUUUUGUUGCAGAAAUAAGAACAUUUGUUCAGCAAGGAACUUGCAUCUUUUUUUGUUUGAUGCAGGGACGGCUAGGUAUCAAAUAAAGACGAGGCGAACCUCUGAAUCGGCAUGCUCCAAGCAACUUUGAGUAGACGCAUGACAUCUGGGCAUCUGACAUAGCUUCUGACGCGGUCUGAGUCGCCAAAGUCGAUUGUGUUGCAGGUACUAGUUCCAAAAGACUCGAAUCUACUCUAGCUAUUGCUGGUCAUGUUGGAUUAGAUGAUGCAGGAAUGACAGAAAGACAAGGAAAGGGACUACGUGCAUGCUUUACCUUGCUUGAGAUACCUUAACCAUUAAGGUGUGCCACCACCUGACCUGACCACUCUACUUAGAAAAGAAAAGGGCAAAGUGAUUGCAUUACAAGACCCACCAACCAAUGCGCCUUCUUUCCAAAAGCAAUUGCAUUACAAGACCGCACCAUGGGGAUUUGGGCGCCUUUGCCACUAAAUCUGCUGCCAAAAUGGUGUAGCGGCAUACACCUGCUUCCUUGCUUUAGUGUAGAUAGAAGAUUGCUUGGAUUUUGACAUACCAGAAAACAAAAGACCAAGGGAUUCUACGGCUGAUGUUUCCCUUUUCUAAAAGAUCAUUGUUUGGUUUAUUAA